AUGACGAGUGUUUUACCGCCACUGAAAGAGGAGGGUAAUGCCCCGGCGAUGGCAAGUGUUGUAGAAAAGAAGAAAAAUAUUUUUCCACUCUCGAGUUGGGGAGGCGUGCAAACCAUGAUUACUUCAUAUAGCAUGGAUUAUGGAAAAAAAGAUGGCACGCCUUCUGAGAAGAGGCCAUGUUCAGCUACAAGGAGGAACCGUCCUCAUCCCUCGAAGUUUUUUAUGAACUGGAGAGUUCCUUCAAAACCGAUACUUAACAAUAAAACUUCAUUUGAACCAUAUGCAGCUGAAUACAGUAACACUUUACAAAACUUCAGUGAAGAAUACAGAGGAAGAGAUGAUCCUAGAGCAAAACGAAAAAUUACUCCACCAACUGUUUACAAGCAUCUUAAUGAAGACGAGACACUUAAACUUAUUGAAAGAUUGAGGAUUUCUGGAAAACCGGAUGAAACAUUUCAACUUCCAUUGGCUCAAUUAAACCCUGAAGCAAUUUCCUUAGUCGCUGACUUGCUAAAAAAGGCUACACCUCAAGAACAAGAAGAGAUAGAGAGAGUUUUUGGACUUGGUGCACGAGAAAAAGAUUGUCAAGAUUUGCCUUCGUAUAGUUUUAUCACGCCUGAAGCAAUUAGAGUACUGGAGCAGGUCUUACAAAGAGCUGGAAUAACAGAUAACGACUCAGCAAUUCGUUUUCUCUUGUCAAUCGGUCAAGUGCUAAUGUCUAUAUCAAAUUCAAAUAUCCCAGCAUACCGUCCCAGGCCGCCAAGCGAGGAACGCGUGCGUAAACAUACACUUCGUUCGGCCCCAAUUCACUCGCCGAAUCUUCUCAUGCAGAAGCACAGAGAUGGAAUUUGUGCCUUGUGUAACAAAGCAAGUUUAAAUAACGAACUUCAAAAUAUAUCAGAAAAGAAAGUCUUUGACACGAACAAAUCGAGUCGUUCUUAUUUAGAAAACGUCCCUCGCUUGCCAAAGAUUCGUGCUCCAAAACGUUCCAUGUUGCCUCGUCCAAGCAAGCCGAACUACCCUAAGGUUGAGAACAAGUUUGCAACAUUUGUAUUACCUCAUCGACCAAUUGCGCGUUCGUUUACAAUACACCCAGAGUGGGAUUAGCCUACAGUCAUGCAAAACUGAAUUCAUACGAUUGACACGAAGAAUUCAGAAACGUGUGGUGUGUUUUCUGACUGCAAAGGCAAAUUUGUGUUGUACUUCUUCUUUCUUGAAAACUUUAUAAAAAAUAAAAACAGUAGUUUUUGAACUGGAAUUUCAAUGAAAAUGUAACAUUUGAGUGGACAAUUAAAUUGGUUGGAUAAAUGUCUUGGAUGCGGCUUCAUUGUUGAUUUCAUUGUUGGUUUCAAGACAAUGUGAUCGUUUGUUAAAGGGACCGCGGAAGAUCGUCAAGUGGGGGACAAAUAUUCAUAUAUUCAUGUCAGAUCGUAAAAAAAUCAGUUUAAAAAGAAACUAAUAAGGCGAAUAUAUGAAAACAAUCCCCCUUCCCACACACACACUUAACGAACCCUGUCAAUAACGGUGAUUUUCAGCUUGAACUGUGUUUGAUUCGUUUAAUUUCAUCGGUGGCAGUGGUGGAGCUCACUCAUGACGAGCAAAGGAAACUUAACAUGCAUGGCCAUUGUCAAACUGAUUUCGCGCAGAAAAAAAUAUUCGCACAGGAAAAAAUGUUAUUUAAAUACGAUUAAGAAAAUCAUACUGCAUGAGACAUAAAAAAUGCAUUUACUGUUAACUGUUUUCACAAAC
This is a messenger RNA of Dendronephthya gigantea, 1749 nucleotides long. RefSeq lists its product as uncharacterized. The coding region runs from base 1 to 1107 and encodes 368 amino acids. The record is from RefSeq and is a predicted model, not a curated record. Lineage: Eukaryota; Metazoa; Cnidaria; Anthozoa; Malacalcyonacea; Nephtheidae. The transcript is spliced from 8 exons.